AUGGACAUUUCCUCAUCCGAUUUCCCUUCACUCCGGAGGAGGUUUCUUGAUUCAAGGAUUGUGAUGUUGAAGGAUGUAGUAGACCUGGCAGGGUCAGACUUUCAGAACGCUAGGAGGUUUGCUGCCUCCAUUGGACUAAGGUCUCUUCGUGUGGCCACACAACUCCUGGAUAAGUGGCGCACUACAUGCAACACGGGUGGCAUUUUCAACCGUCGACACUGUACCAAGCACCGGGGUUCGAGGGGUUCAGAUGAAGCUGCACCAACGCCACUCCGCUCCGUCGUUUCACCAACCAGGACAGACAGGCACCGACUCCGCAGCAACCGGACCGCGCUGAGCUCUCCCGCUGCAGCUACCGUCUUCGGCGUCCCUCCUCGUGUUGCCUCCUCGCAGAGCCGUCCUGCUCUGCUCCUGGAGUACUCGCCUUCUCUCAGUCAAGUGGCCUCAGCACUCGUGCCCUCACUGACCUCCAAAGCAAACUACUUACCUGAGUUCAGAGUGUCAGCACACACAGGCGGCACUGUGGUCCAGGGAAUCAUGGUUAAUGAUGCUCUCGGAGGCGUUUACUCACGGUUCUGUCAGGAGGGCCGCUCUUCAAAGACGUGGUGGCCCAGCCUCAGGGUAGAUGUGAGUUCUAGUUCUCUCAGGGUAGAUGUGAGAGUUCUACUUCUCUCAGGUGACCACUCCUCUGCCACCACUCCCAUCACAUGCGGUGUCCCUCAAGGGUCCAUUCUCGGGCCAGUUCUAUUUAGUCUGUACAUGCUCCCACUGGGAAACAUUAUCAGGAGACAUGGGAUUGACUUCCAUAGCUAUGCUGACAACACCCAGCUUUACCUCUCUGUCUCCCCCAACGACACCAGCCCUAUUGCCAAUCUCAUUCAGUGUAUUGAACGGAUGAAUACUUGGAUGUCUAAUAACUUUCUACAACUGAACAAAGACAAGACAGAAGUUUUAGUCAUUGGCCCUAAGCCUCAGAGGGAACUUAUCAGUAACAAUUUAAACACCCUGGCACAGAACAUCAAACCCCUGGCCAACAAUCUUGGUGUGCUCCUUGAUCCAGACCUGAACUUUGAGUCACAUAUAAAUCAUGUCACCAGUUGUGCUUUCUACCAUCUCAGAAAUAUUUCCAAAAUGCGGCCUCUGCUCACCCAGGCUGACCCAGAAAAGGUACAUGCUUUUAUUACUAGCAAGCUUGAUUAUUGUAACGCCCUCUUCACUGGCCUAUCAAAAAAGAAUAUUACCAAAAAAGAGACCAAAAAGAGAGCUCACAUUACCCCUAUUUUAAAAUCCCUUCACUGGCUCCCUGUCAGUUUUAGAAUUGAUUUUAAGGUUUUACUUUUGGUUUCUAAAGCCCUAAAUGAUCUUGCGCCUGUCUAUAUAUCUGACUUGCUCUCACCGUACCUUCCAUCACGGCCACUCAGAUCCUCAGACUCCGGCCUCCUAGUUACUCCCAGGGUGAGGACCAACACACAUGGGGAGGCAGCCUUCGCUCACUAUGGUCCUGCCCUGUGGAACAGCCUGCCACUUGCGCUAAGGAUGGUCCAAUCAGUUGAACUUUUUAAGAAACAUCUUAAGACAUACCUUUUUAGCCUUGCCUUCUCUUAAAUCC
Alosa sapidissima (American shad) is the source of this 1609-nucleotide messenger RNA. RefSeq lists its product as uncharacterized. The transcript is spliced from 5 exons. The record is from RefSeq and is a predicted model, not a curated record. Bases 1 to 1605 code for a protein of 534 amino acids. Lineage: Eukaryota; Metazoa; Chordata; Actinopteri; Clupeiformes; Clupeidae.